Molecule: messenger RNA, 2131 nt
Organism: Hypanus sabinus (Atlantic stingray)
Lineage: Eukaryota; Metazoa; Chordata; Chondrichthyes; Myliobatiformes; Dasyatidae
Gene: sucla2
Product: succinate-CoA ligase ADP-forming subunit beta
Exons: 11
Coding region: 151-1518 (455 amino acids)
Biological process (GO): tricarboxylic acid cycle; succinyl-CoA metabolic process
Cellular component (GO): succinate-CoA ligase complex; mitochondrion
Molecular function (GO): succinate-CoA ligase (ADP-forming) activity; ATP binding; metal ion binding
Source: RefSeq, a predicted model, not a curated record
GCAGGUACUGUAGCACCGGUCUGGGUUGGACGGUACCGCCACUGCAUCCUGCAGCAGUCGCAAUGCCGCGCACAACAGCCGGCAGCGGCACCGGAUUACCCAGCAGGCGCAGCCGGCCGCGCAAGCGCAGUACACCCGAUUCAGACUUCAAUGGCGGUCUGUGUCCUCUCCCGGCUCUGUCUCGGGUCAAAUGGAAGAUCCGUGGCUUGUCGCUUCUCCAGGAUUUUUGGUGGGCCCCUAAAUCUGGUUGGAAAUGAAGCUCAACAACAAGACAAAAGAAAUCUUUCCCUUCAUGAGUACCUCAGCAUGGAUUUACUGAAAGAUGCAGGCAUAAGGAUCCCUAAAGGACAAGUUGCCAGCUCUGCUGAUGAGGCCUUCAAGGCUGCCAAAGCAAUAGGGUCAAAAGAUGUGGUGGUGAAAGCUCAAGUGCUUGCUGGUGGUCGUGGGAAAGGAGAAUUUGAAGGUGGUCUGAAGGGAGGAGUGAAAAUUGUAUACUCCCCAGAAGAAGUCCGAGAUAUUGCUUCAAGGAUGAUUGGAAGAAAAUUAAUCACUAAACAAACUGGAGAGAAAGGAAGGAUAUGCAACAAGGUGUUUAUCUGUGAACGCAGGUAUCCAAGAAGAGAGUACUAUUUUGCUAUCACAAUGGACAGAUCUUUUCAGGGGCCAGUUCUCAUUGGUAGCAGUCACGGAGGGGUGAACAUUGAAGAUGUGGCAGCUGAGACACCAGAUGCAAUUAUCAAAGAACCGGUGGAUAUUAUGGAGGGCAUCAAAGGAGAGCAGGCUGCCAAGGUUGCUCAGCAAAUGGAUUUCCCAGCUGCACUAAUAGACGACGCUGCUGACAUUAUUGUACGUUUGUAUGAACUGUUUUUGAAAUAUGAUGCUACUUUAAUUGAAAUAAACCCAAUGGUGGAAGACUCAUCGGGCAUGGUCAUGUGCAUGGAUGCAAAAAUCACUUUUGAUUCUAAUGCUGCAUAUCGCCAAAAACAAAUCUUUGAGUUGCAAGACUGGAGUCAAGAAGAUGAAAGAGACCAGGAAGCAGCGAAGUCGGACCUGAACUACAUUGGACUAGAUGGCAACAUUGGCUGUUUGGUGAAUGGUGCAGGACUGGCUAUGGCAACAAUGGAUAUUAUAAAACUUCAUGGUGGUACUCCAGCUAACUUUCUAGAUGUGGGAGGUGGAGCAACUGCCCAACAAGUUACACAAGCCUUUAAGCUAAUUACUUCAGACAAAAAGGUUCAGGCAAUUCUGGUGAAUAUAUUUGGUGGAAUUAUGCGUUGUGACAUAAUUGCUCAAGGAAUCAUUACUGCUGUUUCAGAUUUGCACUUAAAAAUUCCCAUCGUUGUUCGAUUGCAAGGUACACGUGUUGAUGAUGCAAAAGCAUUAAUAGCAGCAAGCAGCUUGAAAAUUCUUGCCUGUGAUGAUCUGGAUGAUGCAGCACGAAUGGUUGUAAAACUUUCAGAAAUUGUUUCACUGGCUAAAGAAGCACAAGUCAAUGUGAAUUUCCAGCUCCCAAUCUAAUCACAAUACUCCAGCCUCGAAAGUGGAUGCUUUAAGGGGACAGUUGUUAAACAGCUAUUUAUUUUUCAUAUGCUUAUGUUUUUUGAAAUGUUUGCUUAAUAAAAUGAAUGUGGAUAGCAACCUGGAGUUAUUUAUUUGCUUGAAGGGGAAAGAAAGGUAUGUUUUGAAGAAGCAACACUCAUUAUUGCCUUUUCCAGGCAUUAUUAACUUAUGAAAAUCUAUCAUGCCAGUUUUUUGACAUUGGAUGAUUCAGAGCAAUGUACUCUACAUGAAACAUCUUAACUUGCUUAGCACAAAGGUUAUUUUUCUUUGGUGUACAUGGUCAUAAUGGUGUGUCAAUUGGCUUCUUCUGAUGAAAUGUGUAAAAUUUUAACAUCUACAGUAAAAUAAAGAAUGUCAUGUAAAUGUUGAGAGCUUUUGUUAAAUUGUUAACAAACAGUACUUUCCGUCUUUUAAUUCCUUCAUCUGUUGGUCAUGCAAGAGACAAAAGUACAAUAGUGAAAUUAUUCGACUAGCAAUCUAGAAAUCUAGUUUCAGCAAUCCCUGUGAUCUACAAUCAAAUCUCUCUGUGGUAGCUGUGGAAUUUAAUUUUAAUUAAUAAUCAGAAAUACAU